AGGAGAGACGGUAAAGCAAAAGUGUCAGUCGCGCGCUAGCUUUGGAAGCGACAACACUUUGACACCAUGACAUAAUCUACCCCGCGUUAGUCAGUCGAAGUUUUAAGUUGAUAUACCGAUCUUUAUCUCAUGUACUGUUACUUGUACAUAAAUUAAUUGUUCCGAGUUGGUAAGUGAAUUAUUUCUUUUUUUGCUAAAUAAAAGAAGAUAAUCCAGGAUAAUCUUUCUUUCAUCUGACAUGUCUGCAGACUUCUUCACCCACCUGAACCUUGACCAGACAGUGCCAUCGCCCAGUGACGAUCUCUUUGAUAUGUUCAACCAGGACGGAGGCUUCGAGUCCAGUUCCCCCGUGCAGUCCGGCCUCUGGAAGAUGACCUCCUCAGCAUGCGAUUCUGACAGCAGUGGCGUCUUUCACGCGGAUUGGUCCACAUCGAGCAGUCUGUCUGCCUCGCUGGAUGGCCAGGCUAUAUUUAGCAGCUCGGCGUCCUCGUGCAAUAGACAGGCUUAUGAAGGCAGCACCUCGGCCAGCGAAAGCGUUGGCCUGAAUAACAGUAUGAAGACAUCCGUAGGAGAUAGCUGCUAUAAAAAUCCUGAUGUGGACUCGUCUUACUCUAGUAACAGCCCCUUCCAAAGUCUCAUCAUCAACACUUCAGUCAAAGAGGGUGGUUAUCAGGCACACAGCAACUGCUCAGUGUCCAGCAGCAAUGGCUACCACCAGAACAGCGCUACGAAACUAGAAGACUCGCUGUAUUCAGACAAUUUGGUCUGGAGACAAAAGAGCAACAGUUUCGACAGCAUCAACUCCGUCAGCAGCGUAGAAAGCUUCUCCGAUGCCGAAAGCUACACGACAUACACCACCAGCAACACCCCUGAGCUGUACAACCCGACCUUCCAGAACCCAACCACUUGCCAGCCCAGUUGUAUUUCAACCUCCACCACUUCGUCCCCUUCAUCCACUAUCACCUCCCAGAGCCCACUUGAAGCGAGCGUGACACUGGCUGAAAAGUAUGACACUUCAUUCGCCUCAAACUUAGAGUUUCUAGUGCCCGCCUCACGGUCGUCUUUGUCCGACGUUUCCAUGUCCCAUAGAUCUGCCUAUGACAAUGUGCAGGGGCAGAAUUUUCAGUGCAGCGUACCCGUGAGAAAGCCCCCGUCUUACGAUGAGCACAUAGCGAUCAACUACUUAUCCGGCUCUCCUGACCAUUUGGAGGAGAUGGCUGCUGGCGACUUGAAGUACCCAGGAUCCAUGCUGGAUGACAUAAUGGAAUGUAUACAACUUGAUCAAAAAGACACACACUUUGACACCGUGACGGAUGAAGAGUUCCACAAAGUCAUAGCACCAAUGGAUAUUCCCGAAGUAAAGCCUGAACAAAUGUCACACAAAAGGGUGGCAACUCACAGAAGUAAACCAGACGAUGGAGACAAGAUGAGAAGAAUAGCGUCCUACAUUCUGGAAGGCAGUGGCCAGGUUCAACUCUGGCAGUUCUUGCUGGAGCUGCUCUCUGAGAGCACCAAUGACAACUGCAUCAAGUGGUUGGGCAACAAGGGAGAAUUUCGCAUGAUAGACCCCGAGGAAGUGGCCAGACGAUGGGGCAAACGAAAGAACAAGCCAAGUAUGAAUUACGACAAAGUCAGCAGGGCUAUGAGGUACUAUUACGACAAAAUGAUUCUAUCCAAAGUCCAAGGCAAAAGGUACACCUACAGGUUCAACUUUCAAGUCAUCAUGAAAGCGCAGAGACAUUCUUCCAGCUCUUUUGAUCCUUCAGACUGCAAGGAACUUUUGAGCAUCUUUAAAAACCUGCCGUCCUCUGCGUCAGCCAGUUCAGAUUUCUCAAGGCACAGUCCACAAGGAAGAAGUCGAAGAGAUGAAGCCAGAUCAGCAGCAAUGUCAUGUCUUAACAAUGUAUCGCCCUCUUUAUCAUCCAUAGCUCAAGGUAAUAAUUUAUCGUCCAACCAAAGUGCUUUCCAAACUAUGUUCUCGUCCAUUCCAGAGACAGUCAAUGCAAACCAAGACAAUCACCAAACAGUUCCACCCAGCAGAAGUGUGUACCACAAUACUGCACCACAAGCAACGGACUCUGCGAGGGUAUUAAAUGAAGGAAGUUUGCUGGAGUCACAACUAUUCAAGAACCAAACUAUUGCACAAAAUAUUUCUAUCGGUGCAUAUCAAUCCCAGGAGUCUUUGCAUCAAAGACAGACCGGAAGCAUUUCACUUCAACACUCCAUCAACACCACAAACAGCCCAGUAUUGAAUUCCUCCACUACGUCCUACAAGUCAUCAACUACGCUGCUAAACACUACAAGUCAGAGUCAGCUGACUGAACUACGACGCAAGCAGUGGGCAGCGGAACGUUCUUUCCAUUCAACCAUCGAUCCUAUCGUCACGUCCACAGGUCACUCUGGAGCCACUCACGGGUCAAGUCCUUACCAGAGAAACAGAUCCAACUCUGAGCUUUUUCCAAGGACAAGUUUGGACAUGACCAAAAGGUUCAGCCUUCCCAGUAACUUCAGCGCCAACAGCUCCGGACAAUUCUCAGAAGAUUUUUCUGAUUGGACAAAAGGAAACUUUCAAGAAUGUCAGCAACUCCAGCAGCAUCAGCAACAACAUCAGCAACAACAUCAGCAACAACAUCAGCAGCAACCACAUCUAAAUGAAGACCUUUUGUCUCUUCCAAACGACUUCAACAAUGGGCAAUUACAAACCAACAUGAGCUUAGUUUUGUACAAUAACAUUUUGAAACAAUAGCCGGCAUAAUAACAAGGAGAUUUAGAAUACAAUCUUUCAGUCCAGCCUAAUUAGUCCUUCUGCCUUAAUCUGCUUUUCAUUAGACCAAUCUCAAAAUAUGACCGCUGUGUGUUGUCAAGUGUUUAUUUAAAUGUUAACAAUAUAGAAUCAAAUUUCAUAUUAAAGAAUAGUAUUACGCCUGCAUAAUUAGAUUGUUUAUAGAGGCUUACAUGUCUUAUUCAGAGGCCUUUUAUUCCAUAAGUUUUUUGCAUAUAUACUGUUAGUCCUUUUUGUUUAAAAUAUUUCUUAACAUUUAUUUUCUGUGUUCAUGUAGCUUUACACUAUAAAACAAAGUUUUGUUCAUUUAAAAUAGUUCUGUUAGAGUUAAAACUGUAUAUUCCUUAAAUGAAUUCUGUUCGUAUUGUAAAUUUAAAUCUAGACUGAUGUUUUAUUUAAUUAAUAAUACCAUGUGAUGAUUUUGUUAGAGAUAUCUAGAACAAAGAAAUCUUGUUGAGGUCUGUAGACCAUAAAGUCGGCAUAGGAGUGAAUCAUAUUACUAUACUAUUAGAUACUAGAUUUGGUUUUAAGUUUUAGGAAUAUUUUGUAUAGUAUAUAGCUAAAUUGAAGCUUGGCUUUUGGCGCUUUAUCGUGAAAUUCAGUAUAGAUCUAGAUUUAAAAAAGAAAGGAAAAACAUAUCUAUUCAUAAUAUUACUGAACUUGAAGUGAAAAAAAACAACAACAAACAAAGAGCUAACUAUAUAUGUUUCAAUAGCCAUGUACUCACUCUACCAUAUCAUUCCAUUUUUACUUUGGAGGUGUCGCGGUGACUUUAAGCUAACUAUCAGUUGCAAGACGGGAGACAUAAUGUAGAGGAAGACAUAUUAUAGCCAGCGCAGCGACCAACCGCUUUUACUUUUUCCAACUAAUAUCGGUUUUUAACAGAGAUGUUUGGACUCAGAGGCGCGCUAAAUAUAUUAAGUUGUAAUUUUGUUAGACUUCAGCCAUCAUUCCCUGUGAUCCAAUAUCCUCAGAGAAUAUAUCCAUAUGUAGAUAUAUAUUUACUUUCAAGGUUACCUUUAUUCAGCACAUCUCUUUCCAGAUAUUGUGUUCCUAAUUUAAAUAUUUAUGUACAUUUGUUGGAAAUGUAAAUAUGUUCAAAUGCCAUACACACGUUUAAGAAUUCAUGUAAAUAUUUCAUGUAACUACUGUGUAAAAUGUAGAUACGUUGAAUUGUUGAUUCUCGUUGAAUUGUUGAUUCUCGUAGACCUGUUGUUUUCUGUCAGUCCUAGUUCUUGUGAUACCGGUGAAUGCCAAAUAGUUAGAUGAAUUAUAUCUAUGUUGACUUGCACUACAUCUCUUUUAGAGUGGAUUUCUGUUGAUGUUUUUAAUCAGUGGGCUAAACAGUGGUUCUGAUGAGUAGCACUUUAGGAUGAUUUGUGUCAUCUGUGACUUGUGACACCUGACCUAAUGUUAGUGUUCAGUGCCUUGUCAAGUUUUCUUGACAUCUGGUAUUUCUUUCUGUGUGUGCCUUCUGUUAGUACAUGUGUGUGCGUGUGGGUGGGUGUGUGAUUGGUAAGAGUGAGUAAAAACUGAGAUUUAAUUUUGUUAUUUCAAGUGAUACUUUGAACUCAAAUAAACUGAAUUUCUUUUUUUUUUUUUAAA
Biomphalaria glabrata is the source of this 4387-nucleotide messenger RNA. RefSeq lists its product as uncharacterized. The coding region runs from base 239 to 2746 and encodes 835 amino acids. The transcript is spliced from 5 exons. Gene Ontology annotation, molecular function: sequence-specific DNA binding; DNA-binding transcription factor activity, RNA polymerase II-specific. Gene Ontology annotation, biological process: cell differentiation; regulation of transcription by RNA polymerase II. Gene Ontology annotation, cellular component: nucleus. NCBI's taxonomy places the organism in Eukaryota, Metazoa, Mollusca, Gastropoda, Planorbidae. The record is from RefSeq and is a predicted model, not a curated record.